This is a messenger RNA of Leptinotarsa decemlineata (Colorado potato beetle), 6101 nucleotides long. It is a transcript of the gene LanB1, whose product is annotated as laminin subunit beta-1. The record is from RefSeq and is a predicted model, not a curated record. NCBI's taxonomy places the organism in Eukaryota, Metazoa, Arthropoda, Insecta, Coleoptera, Chrysomelidae.
GGAACCUUUAAGUGAAGGUUUCUUUCACUUUGUUUUCUCGGCUAAAAACGACGGGACUUCGCUAUCCAAUCGUUUCGGAAUGAGUAGGAAUGAGUCUUAGGUCCAGUAAGCCUACAGUAUAGUCACAAUAUAGUGUUCAGCUAGUCCAGGCCGUCGCCCCCAUUUACAGGGCCGGAGCAGAUUCGCAUUCGAUUAUUAAAAGCAUGUUCGUUUGUGUUACAGUUGAAAAGCAUCGUGUGUGAUCUGAUUUCGAUUUUCCCCUAUUGUGUUAUAGAUGUAGUGGAAUGUGAACGGUUUAUUUUUGUUUAGUGCACGUGUAGAAUAGAGGCAUUGAAAAUAGGUUCAGAGAAACAAUUUUCUAAUAAUGGUCAACUUCACUAUAGGACUUUGGCUGCUAAUAGUAGGAAUUUUAAUUAAAACAAUGCACUUAAACGGACAAUAUAUUGGGGCAAGGCAAAGGACAUUCAACCAUGUACCAAAGAAGGCGCAGUUCCUUCAACGAGGUGAUCAGUCACCACCUUCUGAUGCUGACCCUUACCUGGACAAUAGGAUUCUUCAAGAAAUCCAUCCUCUAGCAGAUGCAAACAAGUUUCGGCGACAAGGUAUCCAAUUUAACCAGGGUUUCGAGCCAAAGAAGCUUCACCCCUGUGAACAGAGCUCCUGCUAUCCAGCUACUGGCAACCUUUUGAUUGGCAGAGAGAGUCAGUUGUAUGCUUCUUCGACUUGUGGAACACACGGCCAACAGCGGUACUGCAUUGUUUCGCAUUUGGACGCGGAGAGAAAGAAAUGUUUUUGGUGUGAUUCGAGACCUACCACCAAACCUAAUCCUUUGUUGAAUCACAAUAUCAGCAACAUAGUAUAUCGAUUGUUUCCUGGAACUCGGCAGAAAUCUUGGUGGCAGUCCGAAAAUGGGAAAGAAAAAGUUUACAUUCAGCUGGAUUUGGAGGCGGAAUUUCACUUCACUCAUUUGAUAAUCACUUUCAAAACUUUUAGACCUGCAGCUAUGUUGAUUGAAAGAUCCUACGAUUUCAAGCAAACCUGGCAGGUGUACAGGUAUUUCGCCCAUAAUUGCAACGAGAGUUUUCCUGGCAUACGGGAGGGAACUGCUAAAAACCUGACUGAUAUCGUAUGUGAAUCGAGAUAUUCUGGAGUAGCUCCCUCAACAGAUGGUGAAAUUAUUUACAGGGUUUUGCCACCUAAUCUACCUAUCGACAACCCUUACUCAGAGCAGGUUCAGGGACUGCUCAAGAUAACAAAUUUGAGAAUUAAUUUCACCAAGCUACACACGCUUGGGGAUGAUCUUCUGGACAGACGGGAAGAGAUUCAAGAAAAAUAUUAUUACGCCAUCACAGAUAUGGUGGUUAGAGGUUCCUGCUCGUGUUACGGUCAUGCAAACCGUUGCUUGCCUUUGCCCGGAAUAGAUCCAAAACCAGAUAUGGUCCACGGAAGAUGCGAGUGUACUCACAAUACCAAGGGAAGAAAUUGUGAAAAAUGUGAAGAUUUCUUCAACGAUCUGCCUUGGAGACCUGCAAUAGGAAAGCAGACCAACGCUUGCAAAAGGUGUAAUUGUAACAACCACGCUACAAGUUGUCACUUCGACUCUGCAUUGUAUGAAGCUACAGGAAGAGUAAGUGGAGGAGUUUGCGAUGGAUGUCAACACAAUACAAUGGGUCCAAACUGCGAACAGUGCAAACCUUUCUUCUAUAACGAUCCGAAGAGAGAUAUCCAGGACCCUGAAGUCUGCCGACCGUGUGAUUGCGACCCCAGUGGAUCUUUGGACGGCGGAAUUUGCGAUUCUGUUAGUGAUCCUGUCAACAACUUAGUGGCAGGCAGUUGCCACUGCAAAACUAACGUAGAAGGACGCAGAUGUGACUAUUGCAAGAAUGGCUACUGGAACUUCACAGAAGAAAACCCUGAUGGUUGUGAGAAGUGUACUUGCCACACUCUGGGCACCAUCGAUAAUCAGGGUUGUCAUGUUGAUACUGGAGAAUGCUUCUGCAAACGGUAUGUUACUGGAAGAGAUUGUGAUCAGUGCUUCCCGCAGUUCUGGGACCUCUCAGACAGAAAAGAUGGUUGUCAACCAUGUGACUGUGAUCCCGGUGGUUCGCACGAUAAUUUUUGCGACGUAAACACAGGCCAGUGUAGAUGUAGAGAUCACAUGUCGGGAAGAACUUGCAACAUUCCAGAACAACAAUAUUUUACCGCUAACUUGAAUUUUUUGCUUUAUGAAGCGGAAGCAGCAAAAUCAAGCGGACAAGUAGUUAUCAGAGAACCCUUCAGGGAUGGUCGAGAUGAUACAUGGACCGGAAUGGGCUUCGUCAAAUCGUUCGAAGGGGGGUUUCUCGAGUUUCUCGUAAAUGAAAUAAAAACCACCAUGCAUUACGAUAUUGUCAUUCGGUACGAACCGACUACUCCCAAUAGUUGGGAGGAAGUUGAAGUAACCAUCGAAAGACCGGAUGGCGUGUUAGAAGGACUGUGUUCUAAGAUGAAUCCAACUGAUGAUAUCAAAACUGUCGGUUUACCUUCGAAUGCCAGGAGUGUCACAGUGUAUCCUCCCGCCUGCUUCGAAGCCGGAAAGACCUACAAGGUCAAACUCGAAUUCAUUAGAUCCGACUACCAGCACAUACCUUCAGCCUCAGUCCUAAUCGACUCCAUAGUACUCAUUCCUAGAGUUGAAGACGUUCCGUUCUUCCAAGGCUCUGCUGCUGCAAACUUCAGGCGACAGGAGUAUGAAAGGUACCAUUGUUCCAACCCAUCGUACUUUACAAAAGGCGCGGAGGUUCCAGAGAUAUGCUCGAAGUAUUAUGCAAGUAUUGGAGCAUAUGUGUUCAACGGUGCUUUCUCAUGCCAGUGCGAUCCCACGGGAUCGGUUAGCAAGCUCUGCGAAUCAAACGGAGGAUAUUGCAUGUGUAAACCAUUUGUCGUUGGACGUCGAUGCGAUCGAUGCGCUCCGGGAACUUACGACUUCGGCCCUGAAGGUUGCCGAUCUUGCGACUGCAACAGCAUAGGGGCUCUGGAUAAUUUCUGCAACGCCACUACGGGUCAGUGCAAAUGCAGAACCAAUACUUAUGGACGGGAAUGCGACCAAUGUCGUACUGGUUUCUGGAAUUUCCCCAAUUGUGAGAGGUGUGACUGCAACGGGCACGCUGAUGUUUGCGAAGCCAAAACUGGAGUCUGUAUCAACUGUCGCGACAAUACCCAGGGUGAACACUGCGAUUACUGUAUGGACAGCUUCUACGGGGAUCCUAGAAUAAAGGUCGAUAUUCCGUGUAGGCCUUGUCCUUGUCCUGGACUCGUCGGUUCGAACCAUUCGUACGCUGAUAUAUGCAUGCUGGAUCCUUCUUCCAAGGAUGUAAAUUGUGAAUGCCAAGAAGGAUAUUCGGGAGCUAGGUGCGAUGUUUGCUCAGAUAAUUACUACGGAAACCCGGAAGUACCUGGAGGGAAAUGCCAGCCAUGCGAUUGCAAUGAUAAAGUAGAUUUAUUGAGCCCAGGAAACUGCGAUCCCCAUACUGGAAAGUGUCUGAAAUGUUUGUACGAUACGAUUGGGGAUCACUGUGAAGUAUGCAAGCCAGGGUUUUUCAGAUACUCUGAAGAUAGACAGUGUGAGGAAUGUGUUUGUCACAUUUUAGGAACGAAUAGCUCAGCAGGACCUUGCGAUCAUGCUAGCGGGCAGUGUCACUGCUUGCCGAACGUUUCUGGAUUGAAAUGUGAUGCUUGCGUUCCCAAUCAUUGGAAAAUUGCAAGUGGGAAGGGAUGUGAACCAUGUACUUGCGAUCCGCUUGGAUCUCUGAGUCCACAGUGUAAUGAGUUUGAUGGUCAGUGCCAGUGCAGACCUGGAUUUGGUGGAAGAAAAUGUGAUGAGUGCAUGCCCAAAUUUUUCGGUGAUCCAAAGGUGCAAUGCUCAAGGUGUGAAUGCGAUCAAUUGGGUGCAAGAACCGAACAGUGCAACAUGCAAACAGGGGCCUGUGUUUGUCUCCCUGGUGUAGGAGGCUAUAAAUGUGAUCGAUGCGACAGAGGAUAUAUUGGUGAUGUACCAGAAUGUAUUCCAUGCGGCGAAUGCUUUGAUAAUUGGGACAGAAUUUUGCAAGAGACCAAAAAUCAAACUCUAGACAUGAUUGAAAGAGCUGAUGAUAUAAAGAAAGUUGGAGCAACUGGUGCCUACACGAAGGAGUUUGAUGAAAUGCAGAACAAACUAGAUGAGAUCGAAAAACUUUUGAAUAAUACAGACGAAAUAGACCUUGGUGACAUCGAAGACGAACUACAAAAAUUGAGGGAUAGGAUAAGUAAAACGGAGAACGAUAAGUUGAAUAAAUUGGACGGUGAACUGGAUGAUAAUAAACAGCUAAUAUUGAUCAAGGAGUUGAAACUGCAGACCCUCAAUACUAGUUUGGGUAACCUCAAGGAAAAAAUUAAAGAACUGGAAAAUAACGGAACUAAACUGCAAGAAGCUAAUGUUCAAGGGGCUUUAACUCUUAUUGGAAACGCUAAAGAAAAGGCCGACGAGGCAGUCCAGAAAGCUGAACAUUCUCAGAAAGAUGUCAAAUAUGCGGAAAUUCAGUGUAUUGCUACGUCAACAUUCAUCAACAAUACUGAAAAGCUCUACAAAAAGCAGUCUGCAGAUAACGAGAAUGAGCUGCGUAACAUAUCUGCAAAACUGGAAGCUCUGAAUAAGCAAAUUCCAGAGCUGAACAACUUGGUAUGUGACGGACAUGGAGAUCCUUGUGAUUCAAUUUGUGGAGGAGCAGGUUGCGGAUAUUGCGGCGAUAUCCUGUCUUGUGCUAAUGGAGCUAAGCAACAAGCUAACACGGCAAUUGAGCAUGCAAACAAUACGGAAACCGCUUUAAGAAACAAGGAAACUUUGGCUAAUGAUUUCAUAAGAAACGUAUCCCAAAUAAAUACGAACCAAACAAGAAAUUUGGCAAAAGAAACCUACGAUAAGAUAUUUGACGAACUGAAGAAAGCCAACAUGUCCUUGAAGGAAGUUACUGAUAUGAGAAAAGAAAUGAGAGAAUUCAUGGGUCAGAAUAAUACUAAGCCGUCGGAUAUAAAAAAAUUAGCUGAAGAGAUUUUAAUGAAAAAUGUCCAGAAAACUCCCGAAGAAGUGAGAGAACUUGCAUUAAAUAUAAAGAACGCUGUUGAUCGGCUCACCAAUACCGAUUAUAUAAUAGAUGCUACCAAAGGGGAUUUGGCAAGAGUGAAUGAACUCAAGGAGCAUGCUAAAUACGCAAAAUCGAAUGCAACAAAAUUACUGAAAGAAGCCGAAGAUGUUAAUGACUCCUUGAAUCAAACUCGUGACGCUCAGGUAGAGGCAGAAGAAGCCAUAGAAAAGGCUUGGGAUGAUUACCGUACUGUGGAGGAUAUUCUUUAUCAGAUUGGAAAUAAUACUGAAACUGCUCAAAAUACCACUCAAGAUAUUCAUAACCAUAUACAUACCCUCAAAAACAAACUGACCGAUCUCCAGAGGAAUAUUACCGACAAUGGAAUUUUUGCUAAUAGGGUGAUCGAAGAAUCCGAAAAUAUAGUGAAAAGUGCCCAAAAAACCAAAGAUGACUCAUUAGAGCUUCAAAAUAAAUAUAAUGCCGCGACUGGUGAGCUCGAACAAAAACUGAAUAACGUGAAAGCUACAAAAGAAAGGGCGAAUGAUUUGUUUACGAAAGCUUUGAAUUUGGUUGCCAGAGUCACGAAAACACAAGAGGACAUUCAGAAGCUUGAAGAUAGUGGGCAAGGGGAGGAAUUAAAGAAUCUCGAGAAUUUGUUACAAGAUCUCAUUAAGAAAAUGAAUAAAUAUACAUCGCAACUGGAUAACAAAGUUUUAUUCUAUAAAAAUUGUAAUUAACAUGCUGAAUGGGUUAUUUUCAUUCAUUGAGCAGAAGCUUGUAUAUUGACGAGUUCAAAUAUGUCGUAACAGUGACGUUCGGAUAACGUUCAUUAGUACUAAUACGUCACUUCUGGUAGAUACCAAUUUUUCUUAUAACAAUAUAUUUUUCCUAUAGUCAUAAAAUCUGGUAAAAAUUUGUUUUAUAAUUGUACUUAUUUUAUUCCUUUCUCAUGUAAACCUUUGUAAACGUUUUUUAUUCUGUAAAUAAAUAAUUUAUUUAGUA